Messenger RNA from Funneliformis geosporum, 285 nucleotides. NCBI's taxonomy places the organism in Eukaryota, Fungi, Glomeromycota, Glomeromycetes, Glomerales, Glomeraceae. The record is from the annotation of a GenBank genome assembly.
AUGGAUAAAACAAAUCCUUCAUAUUUAAUUUUUUCACCGAGUUAUAAUUAUAUUAUUACGGAUAAAUUUAAAUUACCAACUAAAUUAAAUAAACAUGAUUCGGCGACUCGUUUACGAGUCAACGACGACGGACUAAAAGUUGUAUGUGAAGGAGCUGGAUAUGGUGAAGCUGGUGCUAUAAGAGCAAAUCGUUCUGUGCCACCCGAGGUCGGAUUAUUUUAUUACGAAAUAGUUAUAAUUGAUAGAGGAGUUCAUGGGUUAGUACCUAAAUUAAGAAAUAAUUAA